Molecule: messenger RNA, 990 nt
Organism: Trypanosoma theileri
Lineage: Eukaryota; Euglenozoa; Kinetoplastea; Trypanosomatida; Trypanosomatidae
Exons: 1
Coding region: 1-990 (329 amino acids)
Source: RefSeq, a predicted model, not a curated record
AUGUUUCCUUGCCGUGUGUUGUGCCUGUUGGCUAUUCUUUUCUGCUGUGUGAGUGCGAGUGGAGCCACAGAUGCUGGUGGUGUUGAUAAUAAAAUCAGAAUAGAUCCUAAAAACAUUUCUGAUUUGGCAGAACUAGCCGUUGAAUCGGUCAAAGCGGCAAAUGCGACGAGGAAUAAGAUUUUGCAAUUGAAGGAUGAAUGUAUUGCUGCUGCAAAAAAUGCCACUGACUUAACCAGAGAAGCCAAAGAGUUCGUCGCGAAAAUUAAUGAGUUGGUCAAAGAAGCGGAGACUAAUCCAUCUGAUGGGGAGGCUGAGAUGGUGAAAGGUGUUGAACUUCUCGAGAAAGUAAAGAAGGCCGCUGCCGUUGCAGAAAAUGCUGCAAGGUUAACUAAAGAAGCAACAAAACUUCCGAUAUUUCAAUACGGAGUGACGGCUCGGGAACUAUUAGUUGAUUUUAGGUACUCAUAUGAUAAGAUGAACGAAUCCACGACAGAACAAGUUGAUGACACUGAGAAACCAAAACUCAAGGAGCUUCACGGAAAGGUAGAAACUGCAUUCCCUUACAGAAACGAAACGGCUCUGGCAGAAAUCUCGUUAGGUGCCCUCGUCGCCGUAGAAGAUGCUCAAGAGGCGGCAAAGAAAACUGAACCUACAGUUGAGCCUGCGAAAGAAGCUGUUACCCUUUUAAAGGAGGCCUUAAAGAAACUCGAGGAGGUGAUUACUGCUGCGAAGGAAAUAAAGGAAAAAAUAACACCAGAGGAAAAGAAAGGAUCACCGAAUAACACAGAGGAUAACAGUGACCUCAGCGACUCUACUUAUACCCACCAACCAUCUCCUGUAACUGUAUCCAACACAGAGAUCAGCAACAUCGCCCCCACAGCACAGACGAAUAAGGCUAAUGCUGACAGCAGCAGUAUCAGUCCUGUGUGGAUGCGCACUGCAGCACCGCUACUGAUUGUUGCUGUGUUGUUCUCCGUUACCCUGUACUGA